AAGAGCAUUUCAAACGUCCUCACAAGUGUGCUUGAGGAGAUAAUACAAAAUUGGCCCCGGCGCGCAUAGUUAAACCUGAUCACAGGCGCGUGCGCCCGCCAGUCCGUCGUGAGGGAGGUGCUGUCGCUGUCGGCUUGUGAGGAGACUCUGACCUGACUCGACUACUGUGCAAGCGGUACCGCUACGGAACGUGCAUGUGGAAGACUGAUUUUAAAUGGGACCUAAGACGUUUAAUAAAGACAUAAACGACAACAACAGUUCCGUUCGACGGACUGAAAGCAAAAGAUAGAAGAAAAUGUUCGCUCUGUGAAGAAACAACUGUUGUGGACCGCGGUUAUACAGGAGGAGAAAACCCGGACGCUUUACACGGGAUUCACUCAUGGAUCUCACCCUAGACUUACCCUGCAGAUGUCCUCGCUGUGGCGAGGGCAUCUUCAAGAUGAACAGCAACUGGAAGACCACCAAGGUGCUGGGACUGAUGAUGUUAGCCAACUUCUUUAUCUACAUCGUGGUGGAAGUGUCCCGAAGCUACGGGCAGGGCCGAGACAUCUACAGUCGACAGAAACUGACGCCCAAACAUUUCUGGAAGAAGCCAGAGGUCAGUCCGGCGUUCUGGAAUCGCGUGCAGGACCGUCUCGAUGACAUCUACUACCUAACUGUUGCGAAUGCCAGCAAGGCCCCAAACAACCUUCAGGGAAUCCCACAUCAGUUGAAUGGCACGAGUCCUUGCAAGCCGGACACCAGGGUGACGACAGAGAUUGAAGACUUUAAGUCCCUACCGCAGCGAUUCCAGGACUUCUUGUUGUACAUGAGAUGUAGGUCAUAUCCCUUGAUAACGGACACAUCCAAAGUGUGUUCUAAACCACCGUACCUCUUGCUUGCUGUAAAGUCCAUUGCGACACAUUUCGACCGACGACAGGCCAUCCGGGAGUCAUGGGGCAGAGCUGGGAUUAUAGAUGGCCGGCGCAUUGCCACAGUGUUCCUACUUGGCAAAACAGAUCCGACGGAUCACUUCCCGGACUUGUCCAAUAUGGUCAAGCACGAAGCGGAGCUGUACGGUGACAUCCUGCAGUGGGAUUAUCGAGACUCUUUUUUCAACCUCACCUUAAAGGAAGUCCUCUUUCUGGAAUGGUUUGGGACCCAUUGCGCUUCUGCCAAGUAUGUGUUCAAAGGUGACGACGACGUUUUCGUCAAUACGCGGCAUAUGCUGGCCCACCUUGGGAACAUUUCGGUGCACAAGACACAGGACCUUUUCAUCGGCGAUGUGAUCGCCAAUGCUGGACCGCACCGGACCAGACACCUCAAGUAUUACAUCCCCGAAAGCGUGUUUCGUGGAGUUUACCCUCCUUACGCCGGUGGCGGAGGCUACCUGUAUUCGGGCAAUUUGGGGCUGCGGUUAAGAACGAUCUCCCGUCUGGUUACGUUGUACCCCAUCGACGACGUGUACACAGGGAUGUGUCUGAAGAGACUGGGCCUAGUGCCGGAGAAACACAUGGGCUUUAAGACCUUUGACAUUGAGGAGAAGCACAGAGAGAAUCCUUGUGCUUACAAAAAUCUGAUUCUGGUCCAUCCCAGGACUCCACAGGACAUGAUAAGGAUCUGGUCUUGGAUUAAUGACCCUAAAGCGAAAUGUUACAUCGCACCUACACAGGACACGAAGGGUGGGAAGCGCCACAAGAAAAACAAAUAGAAUGCAAUGACAGUAAACUCAUGCCCUAAAAACAGCUAACAAAAAUAUGUUCCAAUAAUGUCUUGCUAACAUUCCCAUUAAGUUAUAGAAACAAAGUUCUCGGAACAUUCAAAACAGUCAAGUUUUAUAAAUGUUAUUUCUUAGUUAUAUGAACGUUAAAGGAACAUUCCAUUAUAUCAUGGGAAAGUCAUGCAAACGUUACUUUUGAAUGUUCUCUGAACAUUCUAAAACAAGUUGUAACGUAACAUUUAAAGAACGUUAUAUGAACGUCUAACUGAAACAUUUCGGGAAAAGGGUUCCAGAACUUUGAACAAAUAUUCCAUUAAUGUUACGGGAAGAGCAUUUGAGAGAAUCUUGCUAGAUCAUUCUAAGAAUGUUCUCUGUUAGCUGGGUCCACAUAUUUGCGCCACUUCUUUCACUUU
Labeo rohita (rohu) is the source of this 2112-nucleotide messenger RNA. It is a transcript of the gene b3gnt2a, whose product is annotated as UDP-GlcNAc:betaGal beta-1,3-N-acetylglucosaminyltransferase 2a. The coding region runs from base 380 to 1690 and encodes 436 amino acids. The transcript is spliced from 3 exons. Gene Ontology annotation, cellular component: membrane. Gene Ontology annotation, molecular function: hexosyltransferase activity. The record is from RefSeq and is a predicted model, not a curated record. Lineage: Eukaryota; Metazoa; Chordata; Actinopteri; Cypriniformes; Cyprinidae.